Messenger RNA from Salmo salar (Atlantic salmon), 2874 nucleotides. NCBI's taxonomy places the organism in Eukaryota, Metazoa, Chordata, Actinopteri, Salmoniformes, Salmonidae. The record is from RefSeq and is a predicted model, not a curated record.
CUUGCUGUUUAUUUGUGUCUGUGUGUGCCAGUGUCUCUGCAAAGGCGAGAAAUGGAGGUGAAAUAUAUUCCAUGUUGGGAGGAGAGUGCACAGGAGACCAGUUGGCUAGCAUGUUAGCAAACAAACAAGCACAAACAAUCCGCAGUCAUGAAAAUUGCAUUUUCAUUGAAGUGCUUUCCUGGUAGUAAUAAUCACAGGGAUGACAUUUAGAAACGAGCUGGGUAAGUCUUGAGCAGGCACUCACCCCACAAGGUUUUGGCAGAGCCAGUUCGUAUGCUAACGAAUGCACGAGAUUGUGGGAGGGAGGAAGGGGGACGCUGAACAGUUCGCGAGACGUAACGACAGGUGGACAACGUCUUCCCACGGUUAGCAUAGGUCUAUUUUGGAACAUCCUCAAACUGCCACUGAGAUAUUGACCACUGAGAUAUUGACCAUGAACUCAAGUCACGCAACAAGGCAGUCUGACGUCAGAAAAGUUAUAUGGAAUUGAAAUGUAACACCAGCAACAUUUUCAUUUAUCUCUCCCCUAGUUCUCUCAGGCACACGGACAUUAAUAAUAUUAAACAAUCACCUUGUGCCUCUGAAACCUGCUUUAUAACAACUAAGGAUAGUUUUAUUCUUAGCUUUAACCAAACCACCAAUAGAAAAAGGAUCCUAACGUUUCCUCAGAUUAGCCAAAAACACAUCAACACUACAGCCUACAAUCCAGUGAGAAAAAAGGUAAACUUAUCACAAGACUUGUUAACAAAAAUAUAUAGUAUUUAAUAUCAAACUGCUGGCUGAGUCCUACAGGCGCCUGAUUACACUAACCUAAACCAUUUUAGCUAUUGAUCAAUAAAAACAGUUACAAAGCAUCUAUAUGUUCCAUAAAAGCUAGCCCUAAUAAAUUAAACACAUCCAACAGUUAUUGGCAGUCCUGUUUACCCAUCAUGGCCUCCAUCACCCAAUCAUCUGACCCCGAGAUCCCAGACAACCACAAAGAGAGCUGGCUGGCACUACUUGCCGCGGCAGAGGGAUAUUGUCAGAAGUCAGGCUGCGACCUGGCUAUUCUUACAGCCUGUAAGAAGUUCUGGCCAUCUGUAGUGGAGGGAGAUGAGAGGAAAAGGGAGAGUGGCAGUGGCUUGCCUGCUGGAGGCCGGAAGUGGGAUUUCUCCUAUCACGUGUGGGGUCAGGGGGCUUUAGCUGAGUCUUCGCGGCGCUACAUGGACGACAUUGCGGUGCUGCACUCCACAUCUAUGCUAACGUCGCAUAGACAUACACGUCUGAGUGCAGGAGACGGAGGAGCUAAACUGGUAGUGGACAUGCCCACUGUCAGGGCGGGCCUAACAGGUGAGGGUGGGGUGGGAACCAUCAGCCCCAAUACCACACUCUAUUCGCAAAGCUACCCAUCAAUCUACCACUCAGGGGCUGUCAUUGCCCAAGCUGCUGGGCAGCAUGGGAAUAGAGAGAGGGAGCGAGAGAUGGCUGUGAUGAUAGAGGAGGCUGGACGAGGGAGAGACAUUCCUGGAAUUGGGGACUUGGAGGAAGAGUGUGAGGAAGAGGAGGACAUGGACGAAAGGAGCCGUAAUCUGAAUGAGACUGCAGGAGUGUUUUCCAUGGAUGAGGACUCGCUGUCUCGUGACUGUGAACCAUUCUUUGAGUCCGAUGGAGAGGAGGAGAGCACUGAUGGCUCGUUAAGUGAGGACUGUCCUCCUCCCCCGCGCAGCAUGGCCAUGGGGCAGUCGUUCUCAUCCCGACACCCCAACCCCAUGAACAUGGCCCGCUCCCUCCCCGUGUCUGUUCCUGUGUGGGGCUUCAAGGGCAACAGACCCCACCAGGGAGAAGGCCACAGUGGGGAACGGGCUGGCGUAGCUGACCUGGAUCAUAUUGCUGCCAGCAUGAAGGCCCUGUUGGCCCCAGGAGCCAACGACGGAACAGAAAUGUUUGGAGGACUACCUCGCCCUCGCCUCAACACGGGAGACUUCUCCCUCAAACACUGAGAGAGCCAAAGAAAGUGAGGGGAUGAAGGAGUGACAGUGUGUGGAUGAAAGAGAGCUAAUUGAUUGGCUGGCAGGUGGAAAAGUACCCCAGUGUAUUAGCUAAUCACUAACCCCAAAUUUAGUAGGAACAACAGUGAACCCAGAGAGGAUUAACUGACAUAACAUAUGCUGGUAUACACACUAAGAUCAUUUUCAGCACAUUACAUUACACCCAUACACACUUAAACACUACAGGACAACUCACUACACACAACUUAACUUCAAAUGUGCUCAUAGUGACCUACUGUACUGACCAACAUGGACACUAACAUAUUGAAAUGUUUCUGACACAGGUGUUGACUCUGUUGUGGGACUUUGCCAAGUAGAUUCGUGGAGGAUGGGUCACCCUUCUAGAAAUGGUUGGCUCUAGGGGGCUUUUUAACAUGAAGCCUGUAGCUUUUCAAAUUGUGAGUGAAGGGCACCGUGUCUCCAUGAAACAUGCCUUUUUGUACUUCUACCUUGCCAAUGAAUGACUGACUGGUAGAACGAUAGUAAGUGUACAAUCUCUGAUGUUGACACUAUUAUAAUAAUAAUGUCCUCCAAAUGUGUUGACUGUGAGAGCGAGAGAAAGCGGAGGAUGGGAACAGAGAUGUAUCUAUCAUCUCCCAAUUUUUCAAAAGCAGAUAAAUGUUUUAAUUUGGGUACCUGUAUGGUUUUAAAUUAAGGAGCAACAUCUGUGAAUCAGGCUGUUGGUUCUGACACUGAAUAUUAUUUGGAUGCAGUAUAAUGGCUGUCCUAGAGAGGGCAGUAUUAGAUUAAGAACUACACUGAACAGAAAUAAACACAUGUGAAGUGUUGGUCCCAUGUUUCAUGAGCUGAAAUAAAAGGUCCCAAAAAUGUUCCAUACGCACAAAAA